Molecule: messenger RNA, 10518 nt
Organism: Dimorphilus gyrociliatus
Lineage: Eukaryota; Metazoa; Annelida; Polychaeta; Dinophilidae
Source: the annotation of a GenBank genome assembly
UUAUAAUUAAAGAGCAUAAAUAAUUUUUAUCUGCAGUAUUUUACAAUUACUUUUUCGUGCGCAUUGCGUAGUGUACAUUUGAUAUUUUGAAGUAAAACUGCAUUUGAAAUACUUUUAAUAUUAGUAUUUAGACUACUCUCAACGAAAUGACCUGAAAGCAUGACAAGUGAAGAGGAGUUUGAAGUGGAAAAACUAGUCGAAAAGACUAUUUAUAAGGACCAAGUUUACUAUCGAGUUCGCUGGGUGGGUUACACGGAGGACAGUGACACGUGGGAACCCGAGUCAAAUUUGGAGCAUUUAAAAGAGAAGAUUGAUGCCUAUGAAGAAUCGGUUGCUCAGAAAAUUUUUUCGCCCGAUACUAAAUCGAGGCUUGGAAGGUCAGCGAAAGCUAAAGGAAAGCCUAAAGAUAGAAGGAAAGAAACUGAAAAAAUAGCCAAGAAUUCUACUGGAUAUAAAAGAAAGCAAGAUAGAGCAAGCCAAAAUGAAACUUGUGCAAAAUAUCCCAGAAAGGAGGGCAAAAAGAUUUCUUCCCAUGUGACUGAGGAAUUUGAAAAGAAACAACUAGCUGCCGACAUAAAAAAAAACAAAGAAAGUGUCUUAAUGGCAAGUAAAAAGGACUGGACGGAAAACAGCAAUCCAGAUCUUGUUAGUAGUAGCAAAAGAGGAGAACGAACGACAAACAAGAGCAGUGUUAAAUGUGAUGAUCAGAGUAUAAAAGUUGGUAAUCUGUCAAAGAAUAGUAAUAAUGACAAAAAAGUAAACGAACUAGAUACAACUGAAAUCCGCAAGAACUCAAACACUAGUAACUUUGAUCAGCAGUCGAAACUUGAUAAAACGUACAGCACAGAUACCGCUUCUAAAAAUACUAGAUCAGUCAAAUGCGAUCAUUUAGUGCCCCCUAAAAAGCGUAAUCGACAGCAUUUAAAUUUAUCUCAGAUAUUCAACACGGCGACUGAAAGUCAGCAAAAUAUUGACACGGCUAAAACACAGUCAAUUAAUAAUUUCGAAAGUACAAAAAAUCUGUCAUCUACUCAAGUCCAAACACCACCAGGAGAAAAUAAUAAACGUAUCAACAAACGAACUAGAACUAGCACAAAUAGAAAAUCAAAGAAAAAUACAAAAGCUGUACAAGAUAAUGAUCACCAAAGGAAAAACAACCUACGAAUCAGCACCCGAAAAAGUUCUAGAAUUAGCGAAUUAGACGAUUCGUCUUGCCACACCGAUACAACAGAUGACAGAAGUAGUGUACUUUCGAAUAAAAGUACAAAAAAGUAUAGUUCAAGGCGGAAAACAACACUCUUGAACAAAAUAGAACAUACAUACGAAGAAGAAAAUGACGAAGCUGAAUAUGAAAUUGACCAUAUUGUUGAUAAGCAAGUUGUGCAUGGUAUUUCGUUGUAUUUGGUACGAUGGAAGGGUUACACUAAAGAUGAUGACACUUGGGAGCCUUAUGAUAAUAUUUCCCAUUUGUCUUCAGUUAUUGAAAGUUUUGAAAAACGAUCAGCCUCUAUGCAGAAUGUACCUGGUGAAAAUACAUUUGGAAGAAAGCUACUUGAACGUUUACAAGCAGAAGACAGCUCUGACUCCGAUUGUGAAGGGACACCUAAGCGAAGGCCUUUGGAAUCCUCCAAGAAUGACUUGCGAAAGGCAAAAGGGAAAAGAAGUGAAUCUGAAAAGAUCGAAACUUUAUCAUCCAAAUCAAUCUCUGCACUUAAAAAUUCUGAUGCUGCAAUUAAAAAUACCCCAAAGCAAAGUUUAGAGGAGCAAAAAUUGGAAAAAAAUGCUCAACCAAAAAGAAAAAUGCAGCCAAAAAAACUUGAUUCAUUUUCUAAAUUAGAUACAGGUGUUGAUAUGGUUGAAAACGUUCCAAAUAAAGUCAUUCAUCAGCAAACAUCAGAGCAAGUAGUUCCUUCAAGAGGAAAUAAACACAAACAGGUAGAGCAAACAGAUGCUUUGAAUGAUGGUGUAAACAGUCCUGCGAUAGAUCAGCCCUUAAGAAAAACUUCAUUAGGGGAAAAGGAAAUUGAACAACUAGAGGAAGAGAGUACUACUACUAUGUCAUCAAUUGCAGGCAGUUUUGAUUCUAAUGCUAAAAAAAUAUUGAAUCAAAACAACAGUCCAUCUUAUGUUUCUUCUGAAACAAGAAAGCUUAUACCAAAAGAAAAAGAAAGUGAACAAGCAAAAACAGCUAAUACAUGCAAACCAACAGAUGUCGACAAUUCCAAUUCUACACAUGAAAAAUCGUUCAAUCAGUGUGCAUCUACGACAGAGGCUUCAUUAAAAGAAAAAGAAGACCCGAUACAAAAAGACACCAUACAGAAGUUAUCUACUACUGAUAGCAUUUCUACACUGCUUCAAACAUCAUGUAACAAUGCUGAUGAGUCUGAAGCUACAAGUGAAACUCUCGCAACCGAAAAAGAACCGCCAGCAUUAACAGAAUUAGUGGAUGAAUCUAUUUCACUAAAUACUGAUGAAAUAAAGUUGGUGCAUCAAAAAGGGCCAAUGCAGAAUACCAAUUCAAGCGCAAAUUUGAGAAAAUUUUUAACAAAUAUUGAUGAAAAAAUAUUUGAACCAAUUGUUCAGAAGUUGAACACUGAAAAGAAAGAGAAAAAGAACGUCCCAAUAACUACUUCUCCGAAAACGGAAUCAGCAGCCCAAGUGGAGUCUCAAAUAAAUAGUCAGAGACAAGAAAACGAGGCAGUCGUUCUAGACUCACCGAAAAGUCUCUGCACCAACUUAAAGUCUAACCCUGAAUUACAUAAACAGAUUACCAAGUUGGAGUUUCCAGUUGUUACUAAGAUUCAUCUAAACAAUCGAGAAAUUGAAAACCUGAAGCAGCAUACUACUCCCAAAAAAUUUUUAUCAAAUGAAGAGAAACCUAUUAUAAUAGAUGAUUCAGAUUCGGAUGAGCAGUCUCCUGGAAGUCCAAGUUCUACACCCAGCGCUCGUGACAUCCCUACUGGCUUUCAGAGUUCUGAGUUGCAUCUACAAAUGGAAAAUGAGUCGAAAAAUAAAAUAGAUGCAAGUGCCUCUGAAGGAAUUUUUAAUACAGAACAGGACAUUCCUUCUCCCACAACUAUGCCUUCCAACAAAGCAGGUAUUGAAACAGAAAGCUGUAUAAACAAUGCAUCGACUGCACACCUGACAACUAAAGAGCUAGACGAUUUGGAUUUAGAAACACUGAAAACUCUAGAUACAGAAACGCUACAAAACUUGAAUCCAGAAAUACUUCCAAAGAUGCCAAACAGCCAAACUAAUACGGAAACGGGGGCAGAGGUAGCCGCUAGGUGCAGUUCAAGUUCAUCGAAUAUUAAUAACGAGACAACAUUUGAGGGGAAUAAUUCAAAGAGUCAUGUUGAUGAAGAAGUUUCGAAACAAGUUUAUACCAUUAGCUUAGAUAAGUCAGAAAAGUCUAAAAGUAUGCAAAGCCAAGAAAUUAAAAGUGAUGUCGCAUCUGAUUACAGCUCUCCAGUAGUAAACAGUACAAUGCUCCAAACUACAACAAACAAAACCUUUCAGAAACAGGUAAACGAAAAUGUGAAAAUUGUGACAUCUUCUCUAAACCCUAUUAAACCAAACUCAACUACAAUGACUGCAAAAUGCAUUACUAUUCCUUCAAAAUUAGUUGCGAACGUAAAAAAGUUGGUGAAAAAAAAUAAUUUUGAGCCUUUGAAUAAUGAACCAGGAGAGAAGUGCAUUUCGCCAAAGGUCACUGGUAGCAGAACAAAAAUAAUAGAUAAAAAACAACUUUUUGAUUCUAAUCAAGCAGUGCAGAUAAGAAAAAGAACGAUAGUUGUAACAAAUGCUGCCUCUGUUAGUGACCCAUGUGAUAUCGAACAUAUGAUUCCUUCGGUAAAAAUACUUCAACCUGAAACUCAAACUGUUGCCUCCUCUGCUUCUACUAAAAUUGUGCAAAGUAAUAUUACGCCUGCUGAUUUGGCACAUCUAGUUGAAACGGGAGUUCUUAAGGAUAAUCAAACGUUUGCUGGAACUAGUUACGCCAUAGUUAAACCUGCAACCACCGCAAUAGCCUUUAAAACUGCUCCUAAUACCAUUCCUGUGACUAGGGCGAAACCUCUUAACUGCAAUUUAGCGACAGUUAACAUAAGAAAUAUAUCACCUAACUUAGUUUCAGGUCAAAACAUGGUAAAUAGAAUUCCAAAUCAAAAGGGUAGAGUAUCAGAAAUUUCUAAACUACGAGCCUCCCUUGCGGCUGAAGCUUCAACUCCCUACCAUGUGGGAAGCACGCUAAGCAUUCAACAGCCUCUGUUAGUGAAACGGCUGACUAAUUCGCCAUACAAUUUGAAUCAGCAAAGCUAUGUUAUCGCUUCAGACAAAGAAGGACAAAGAUAUAACUAUAACCAAAAUAUUGGAUUACAUAAUAUUCGAUCCACAACUAAUUUGAAUGAUAAUUUUCGCCUAGUGUCAAUACCCUACCAAGAAAGACACCGUCCCAGAAUGAGAAUGCCUGUUUCCAGCUCAAUAUCUCCAAUCUUAAAUUCACCAAUUCUGAAGAAAGACCAAACUAGCACCAGUGGAAGAGAAUACUCCAGCAGACCUUUAAAAAAAUUUGCUAUCUCGACUCCAAAAAUAUACAGAAAAUUACCAAGACCAGAAAUUGCGAAACUUCCAAGCACAGUUAAAGAAAUUUCAUCUAACAUACAUUCAAGAUUCAUCCAUAAUAUAGAUAAUGUACCUACUACAGUUGUAACUUUAGGUAAACCGCAAUCUUUUCCAAACUCAGCAGUUAAUACCUCUGUAGUUGAUGAAUUAACCUUGGUCGACGGUAAUCCCAUAGAAAACACCAAAAGUUUAUCUAUAAACCAGCAAACUUCUGCUCAGUUGGUCUUGACUCCUGAUGUUCCUAAUAAAUCUAAUUCAGCCACGUGUAGCGGACCUGACGUUGUAAAUUUUCCUACCGUAACUAAACCAGAUGAACUAUCAAAAGAUUUAAACAUAUCUGCUCCAACUACUCAACCUGAUUCAAGUACUCCCAAUGAAAACCUCCUUGAUUUACUGUCAGCAAUAGACGAAAUGCAACCUUUACCAUCAGACAACAGCGCCCUUAAUCAAACCCAAUCCAUAACCAACGAUCAUGAUUUAACUAAUCCAUUUGAUGAUUCGAACAAUCAUAUGGAUAAUAAGAAUGAUUCUAAUUUGGACUAUUCUUUCAAUCAAUAUUGCCCAGAUCCUUUAGAGAGCUUAUUCCUGAAUCAAGCAUUAGCAAACGAUGACUUGGAGGAUGUAGCGAAGUAUAGAACGCCAUAUAUUGAAAAUUCUGCUCAUGCAGAUUCCAAUUUUUCGCACUCCAACCCAAGCGACUGUCAAGGGAAAAUUACAAGACGCAAUGACAUUGAUCAAACUGGCGGGUCAUAUUGCCUGAAUACGCCAACUACUAAUCAAAAAUAUCAAAUUCCUCAGACCUCUAAUGAAAACGAAACCUAUUCUCAAGAUUAUUUAAAUGAUCCUCCUUUUAUACAAAAUCCCCAAAAUCAAUUUGAAACAGGUGAUACUACUCAGGUUUCAGAGAACGUGGGUGAGAUAUUAAGUAAUGUUGAUGAAUCUUCUUGCGUACCAACAAAACCUAGCACAGGCUCUGAAACAUUUCAGAAUUUGGAGCAAUCUUUUCAUGUUCCAUUAAAUUCUACCGACAUUGGUGUAACAGCCGAAACAAAUAUAUCUAACAAUGUCCAUGAACAACGCCUUAACCCUGGUAUGGGGCAGACUUUAGAUAUCGAGAGAUCUCAAAUUGAUACAGAAUUUCAAAGUCCCUCAACUAGCAUCAUAAAGACUUUUUCUCAUGACAACAAUUUAACUCCAACCGAUUUAGUUGAUUCAACCCAAACAACAGAGAAUGUUGCUUUAAAUUUUGAAGAAAAUUCUGUAUUUCAAGACACAAAUGCCCCCGCUAUAUCGAAAAACGACUUUUUAAACGUGGCUCCUAAUUUAUCAGCUAUCAGUGAAAUCCCUCAAAUGAUAAAGGAAUCAGGAGAUUGCAUGCCUACAAUUGUUACUCCAGAACAGAAAAGUAUUGAAAUCGGAUUAAACAAUGCUGGAAGUAGUCUCUUUUCCGAAGAAAGUCAUGUUGGUGGUUUUGAUCAGAACAUGAAAUUUCCUGAAACUCCUGAAAUUGACUUAAAUAUAACAGAGAAUCCUACGAUUAAAUCUAAUAAAAAAGUGAAAAGCGGAAAAGGCAGAAAAAAGAAGGAUAAUCUAGAUAAGAAUACUUCCUCAAAGAUGGAUUCCAGUGCCUCUCUGGUUGCAAAUGAAAUACCACCUGAAGCUAAACAAGUUCCAAAAGCUAAAUCAACUAAAAAAAAGUCUCAAAAGGCAGUCAAAAACGCUUCAAAAAAAUCUGAAAAAUCCCAAAAACAUGAGAUUGAGGAAGAAAAUAACUCAGUGAAUACUGCUGUUAGUCCUAAUAUUCAGAAUGAACAAAUCGAACCGUCUCAGAAAGACAUAGAAGACAAGGAUGCUGAACUAAACAGGGCCAUAGAAUCCAUUCUUGACAAUCAAAGCAACUCAUGGAUGGAUCUGAGCGAUUUCGACAAUCCAGAAAUUCCAAAAUACCAGAAUUAUGAUCAAUCUGCAAUGUCAGCCGGAAUCAUGAACGAAACUGAGGAUUUUAAUGAUGGUUCUAUAUUAAUAAAAAUUCCGGAUGCAGAUCAAGUUGAAUGUAGCAAUGUUGUGCAAGAAACAGCCAUUAAUGAACUACAACACACUUCGCAGGUAGAAAAGCAUUCUGAUGAACAAUACAAAUGCAACUCGAGCAUUCCGAAGGAAAACUUAUCCAAAUUAGAACAAAUAGAUAAUCCUGUAGUUCAAUGUAUUAAAAAUAAGGAAGAUAUAGAAUCAAGUUCUGUCAUUGAAUCUUUUGAGACAAAUAAAGAAGAUACCAGGAAUAAAGGCUUGUUAGAAGGAAUCGCAAACUCUACAACGAGAGGUUUAAAUAUUACUGAGAUGGAGAAUGGUGUUAAUGAUAUACCAUUCAAAAACGGAGAACUUGCAAAUGAAAGAUCCUCGUUACCUAUUCCCAACCUCGAAGACAACAUCGAACCUAAAAAUAGUGAAAAAAAAAAAUUCCAGGGGCUUGAUAAAGAACUAAACGAAGAAAGAAUGAAUCAACAGGUUUAUAAAAGGAAUUCUGAAGAUCUCCAUAAAUUAGAGGCAAAGACUGGAAACAAGACUCCUUUGAUAUCUACAGAAAAUAUGUCAUAUCCAAAAAAUCACUUCCACGAUACUCCGUCCCUAUGUACAGUUGCUGAGCCAUCGAAUAGUUCCCCUCAACGUGUUAAUUUAAAUGAAAAACAAAGGCCUUCAAGUGACCUAUCAGACUCUCAAACUGAAGGAAAUAAUUGCGAAACACACACUUCUACACAAGACAAUAUAAUGACAGCUUUUGAGACAAACCUAUCGCAUACUAAUGAUCAAGAGAACGCUUCUUCAGAAUCUUGGGGACUUCUUGAUAGUUCAUCUGCUAACUUAAAAAUUACUUUCAGAAAGAAAGGAUAUACAGUAGACAAAUUAUCAAAAUUUAAGAAGGAAGAUAUGAUGCCCUUAUAUGAAAGUUCCGAUACGGAAUCGACAAGUGUAUCGGAAAGUGUUGAAAAACAUGAAACUAGUAGUCCGAUUAAACCAAGAUUCAGCAGAGGAAAGGAUAUUAGGAUGCAAAUGCAAAAUUUUUUGCCUGACUUGACUAGUGAUUCAGAUGUUGAACCAUCGAUUCCUUUCAGAAGUCCCAUGGAUAGCUGCAAUUCCAAUGACUCUGCGCCAUGUAAUCAGUUUAGUUCUGCAUCUCCGAGACCUUCAUCGCCAGGUUUAUCUGUAAGAGAUCAAUCAGCAAAAAUAUCUCAUAUAGCCCAGCCACAAUUUACUUCUUCACACCCCCAAGCACCAGUUGAUAAUUCAAAGAUUCUAUUGCAAACAGCUACUCCAAACGUUUUAAAAACUCCAUCUCCAGGAAAAUCACAAGAAACGCUAUUACGAGCUGCUUUUUUGGAACUCUCUGCCUCGUCAGCAUCUUCGUCUUCAUCAGCAUCUUCAUCUUCGUCUUCAUUAGAUUCUUCCAAGUCAUCGCCCAUACCAGCAUCACGGAAAUCAGCUACCUCGGUUGAAACGCUGGCGUCUGUUCCCAAUAAAUCACCCCCUCUGAUAUCAGUUCAAACUGAACUACCAAGCUGCCCCCCAUCUAACCCUUCUCCAAAGAUACUUGUACAGUCUAGAAACUCUCCUUUAUCAAGACCAUCAACAUUACCAUUAAUAAGCUGCCUGUCAGAGUCAAAAACUCCACCCAAAAAGAAAAUUAUACGCUCCCUAUUUUCCCCGGAAUCAGACUCUCUACCUCCGUCAUCUCCCGAAAUAUCUUUGCAGUGUCCGAGCACUUACAAAAUUCCUUACAAAAAAGACUCGAACAGUGAUACUAGAGCAUUAGAGGCGUCAAACGAGACACACUCAAAAUUGACAACAAACGAAGAUUUGAAUCUCAGUGACGAAAGUUCUUCCGUUUGUCAUUUUCAAUAUGAUAGCUCCCAAGAUCAUCCUAUCGUAAAACUAAAAAAGAAACUUCCCACUUUUCAAAAGCCUCAAAUAAGAGAUCACAAAAAAAUUCAAGCUUUAAGUGACACAGACGAUGAAGCAGAAUCACAAGGCAAAACUAAAACUGUUUGUCCUAAAAGGAAAAAGCGAACUGAAAAAUCUUCCACAACAGAACAAAAAGACAAAUCUUUUAUCGCUGAGAAGGUAAAGAAGAAUAGAAGCAUAUUAUUCUCAUCAUCGGACUCAUCAUCAGACUCAUCAUCAGAUUUGUUAUCAGACACCGGUAUACAACCGAAAGAAACUUCAAUUAGUACUUUUUCCUAUCCCUAUAACAUAAGUAAGAGAGAUUUAUUCGGAGAAGACAGUGAAGAGACGGAUCAUGCUGAAAAGUUACCGAUUACUAGUCCAGAAGUGAACAAAAAGUUAAUGGUUAAUAAAUCUGAAACUAGAGACAAGUUAACGAAAUCAAGCAGUAAAAAUACAAAAAAAGAUUACGCCAAAGCCGAGUCUGAAAAAGAUAAACAACAAAAUGGUCGUUUUGAAGAUUCAAAAGCUCCUAGUGAAAAUAAAUCUGUUGUUCCGCCACAUAAAAACACUUUUGGUAGCGAAAAUGAAGAAAAGCGAAAUACUUCAAGAAGCAAAAACGAAAAAAUUACUGAUUCGAAAGAUAAAUCUACUGAAGGAAUUAAAAUGAAUACCAAGAAGGAAAAAAGUAUUGAAUCAGAACAAAAACACAAGUCUUUAAGAUUGACAAAUGACUACAGCACAGAUCAAAAACCGAAACAUAGCUCAUCACAUAAAAAAGCGGACGAACGUAUUAAGAAAACGUCAAAAGAUACUAAGAAAUCAUGGAAAGAUAUAGCUACUAGGAAAACGUCAAAAGAUGGGGCUAUCCAAAAGUCGACAGAGGAGGAAGCUCUCAAGAAAGCAUCGAAAGUUCAAGAUAUCAAGAAGGCAUCAAAAGACGGAACUAUGAAUGGAACGCUAAGAGAUAGAGCUAUUAAAACACCGUCGAAAGAUGAAGCUCUCAACAUAUCAUCAGACAAAGAACUUGACAAGAACAACAAAAAAGAUGAAUCCAUAGAACACUCACGUGAGCUUCGUACAAACAGUCAAUCCGACAAGAGUCAAAGUGAAAAGAAGCUUGAUAAAUUCAAGCAAAAAAGAGAUUUAGCGAGGAAAUAUACGAUUGAAAAUGAACAGAAGAUAUAUGGUACUAUAUUCGGCAAUUUUUCCAUAUUUGAUAAGGAAUCAAAUUCUUAUCAGACUCUUUAUAAACACAACAAAGAAACAUUAGUCGGAAGAAAACUGCAGCUGGAAGUUGUAGAUCAGCAAAAAAAGAUGGCAUCCUUAGCUCUGAAUAUUGAACGACUUCCUUGGCAUGCGGAACAUAUAUCAAUGAAUGAUGGGCUUGUACUAAAAAAAAAUCCAUUUAUGAAUUACUUUUUAGGAAUGAUGAUAGAAUCUUCAUUUAGUGACCGCUUUAAAAUCCAAAAAACCUUGGUGAGUAUAUCUGACUUGGAGGUAAAAUCUCACAUGCAUUACACUUUGUUUUUUGAAAUGGAUGAAGCAACACUUUUUGGAAAAAAGGAUUCAGUAGAAGUUGUCUUUUUUACAGAAAUGUUAAACGAAUCACAGCUAACCAGUCUUGUCAAAUAUCCAUUUUUGGACGUUGUGCUAAAUGGACAUUCAGUAGAUCGGUUUCCAUCUCCUCAUUUAGCUUAUUGGUUGCCAUUUCCUGUGUGUGGAUUAAAUCGACUAGAUUUUUUCACAGACUUUAACAUACCAACAAACCCCUUCACAAUAUUUGGUUUCACUAUGAUUAAAUGUGAUAAAUAGUGAAUAAUGCUACAUGCAAUGUAUAAGAAAACUUUAUUAUUGAACAUAUACAUUUGUUUAAAAAGAAUUGUUUGUUAAGCUGUAAAAAUUAAUAAACUAUAGGCUUUCUCUUGAAUUAAAAUUAUGUGCUAUAUUAUAUAAACC